AUGCUAUCAACAACACAAUCAGUCACAGAACCCACUGAGGUAACACUGAAAAAAGUUGAAGACAUUGAAAAAGAAAAUGACGAAGAAACUCCCUAUUCAAUAUUCACUUCCUACGAUAGAUUAGUAUUGAUAGUAAUUCUUUCAUUAAUUGGAUUUUGGAGUACGAUAUCAAGUCCAAUUUAUUUCCCAGCAUUACCUACAUUAACAUCAUAUUUCCACACAAGUUCAUCAAUCAUGAAUAUAUCAGUUGUGGCAUAUUUGAUUUUCCAAGGCAUCGCUCCGACAAUCUCAUCUAAUUUAGCAGACACAUUUGGCAGAAGACCAGUGAUACUAGCGAGUAUAAUAGUAUUCUGUGCCUCUUGUGUCGCCAUUUCACAAACAAAUGUUUAUUGGCUACUAGCGGUAUUACGAUGCAUUCAAGCUGCAGGGAUAGCAGCAGUCAUUUCUAUAAGUUCAGGUGUAGCAGGUGAUGUGUGUACUAGAGCCAAUCGUGGAAGUAUGGUUGGAGCAGUUGCUGGUUUACAAUUAGUUGGCAAUGGAAUUGGUGGAUUGGUGGGUGCAGCUUUGAUCAGUUCAUUCAAUAGUUGGAGAUCAAUAUUUAUAUUUUUAACUAUUGGAGGUGGUGUCACAUUUAUAUUGGCGAUUUUUAUAUUACCAGAAACAUCAAGGAAAUUAGUUGGAAAUGGAUCAGUUGUACCUAAAAACAUUUUAAACAAAUCACCAUAUAUUUACCUUCCACAUUUCAAGAAAAGAAUGAAUAAUGACAUAACUACAAUAGUACCGGCAACUAGGUUUGAUUUAUUAGGUCCUUUGAAAAUUUUUUUCCAAAAAAAUGUCUUUUGCACACUAUUACCUGUGGGAAUACAUUUUGCAGCAUGGACGAUGGUUUUGACUUCAUUGUCUACUGAGUUAGAGUCUAGGUAUCAUUACAGUGUCAUGCAUGUAGGCUUGAUUUAUCUCCCUCAAGGGAUUGCUUGUAUUGCUGGUUCUUUGGUAGUAGGGAAAUCUUUGGAUUGGUAUUACCGAUACAGAAAGACAAUAUAUGACCAAGAAGUUGAAUGUUUACCAUUGGACGAAAGACCACAAUUUAAUAUCGUGGCUACUCGAUUAACCCUAAGUGUUGUUCCUGCCUUGUUAAUGAUCAUUGGAUUGGUGAUAUUUGGUUGGUGCAUUCAAUAUAAACGACAUAUAAUAUCCAUUAUAAUUUCUACUAUUUUAGUAUCCUUUUCUGCAUCAGUCUUUAUAGCUAUUUGCACAACCAUGUUGGUUGAUUUAUAUCCUAAUAAUGGAAGCGGAUCUACUAGUUGUCUUAAUUUGAUGAGAUGUUGGUUAGCAGCUUUGGGAGCCGGGGUUUUAGAUAGUAUGAUCAAUGCAAUGAAUGUUGGAGGAACAUACACUGUCGUUGCUGGGUUUUGCAUUUUAUUUGAUCUAGCAUUGAUUUACGUUUUACAUAAUGCCAAAAAGAAGUUUAGUAAUAGUGGGCCAACCACCACGAAAUCCCCACCCAAACAAUAG
Candida albicans SC5314 is the source of this 1515-nucleotide messenger RNA. RefSeq names its product Qdr2p (gene QDR2). Gene Ontology annotation, biological process: transmembrane transport. The transcript has a single exon. The coding region runs from base 1 to 1515 and encodes 504 amino acids. Gene Ontology annotation, molecular function: transmembrane transporter activity. NCBI's taxonomy places the organism in Eukaryota, Fungi, Ascomycota, Pichiomycetes, Serinales, Debaryomycetaceae. The record is from RefSeq and is a predicted model, not a curated record.